This is a messenger RNA of Linum trigynum, 3707 nucleotides long. NCBI's taxonomy places the organism in Eukaryota, Viridiplantae, Streptophyta, Magnoliopsida, Malpighiales, Linaceae. The record is from the annotation of a GenBank genome assembly.
GCCAUUAUUGAUGGACAAGCAAAACUAACACUACUUUUAGACGAAAUAUCAAAAGUCAGAACCAACAGCAAGAUAGUUUUUUGAAGUCCAGAAAUGGAAUUAAAGAUCCUAAUCGUGGAAAUGAAGAUACAAGUUGACCAAGCAAAAACUUUCCCUCCUGAAAGCUAGCAAGCCCCACCUCCCUCCCCCGCCAUCUUCUCUCUAGCUAACUUGUUUCCAACAUAUAUCAUAGACCAAGCCAUCUAGCUAACUUGUUCCCAAGUGAUCGAUACCCUCCACCUUUAUGACAAUCCAAAGCAAUAACACUAAGUCGAGAUAAGGAAUUUCCAAGUGAUCGAUACCCUCCACCUUUAUGCCAAUGUGUCCUUAAAAUUUCCAUCACCUUUUUGACAUGGCAAAGCAAGGAAUAGUGAUGCCGCCUGAAAUUCUUGCCGCUUCUCCGCGUACAUGCAUGCACAUACACGCAAAAACGAAACCCUCUCCUCCUUAUAAAUACUCCUCCAAACUUCCAUCCUUCUCCAUCUCAUCUCCUCUUGCAGUUUCCACCACAACAGCACACACUCACAGCGAGUGGAAGCAAAAGAGGAGAAGGGAUCGCCAAAAUACCGUUUUCAGAAAAAGCUAGAAAGAGUUCCAUCUUGGCCGAGAAACCAUGGCCAAGUCAUCAUUCGUGGUGUUGGUAGCUUUGUUGGCGAUGCUGAUGGCCAUGGAGGCCGCACUUGCGGCCGAUAAGGGUGGCAGCAACAACAAUAACAACAACAGCAACAGCAACAACAACAACGGCAACACCAACAACAGCAACAACAGCAACAAUAACAACAACAAUAACAACAACAACAAUAACAACAACGGCAACAACAUCAACAUCGGCGGUGGAGGGAAGAAGAAAGGGGAGAAGGACUUCGACGACUUGCCCGGCGAAGGCAACGGCAGGGAGAAGCACAUGUGCCACGCCAAGUCCAAGUGCAAGAACAAGAUCCUCGUCUGCCCUCCAGAGUGUCCAUCCAAGAAGCCCAAGAAGAACAAGAAGAACAAGGGUUGCUUCGUCGACUGCAACCGCAACUGUGAGGUGGUUUGCAAGUUCAGAAGGCCCAACUGUGAUGGGUACGGAUCCCUUUGCUACGACCCGCGAUUCGUCGGAGGCGACGGAGUGAUGUUCUACUUCCACGGAGCCAAAGGAGGAAACUUCGCCAUCGUCUCCGACACCGACCUCCAGAUCAACGCCCACUUCAUCGGGACCCGACCCGAGGGAAGGACCCGCGACUUCACCUGGGUGCAAGCCAUCAACCUCAUGUUCGACUCCAACAACCUUGUCAUCGCCGCCAAGAGGCUGUCCAGCUGGGAUGAGGCCGUCGACGCCCUCACCGUCAGGUGGAACGGCGACGAGAUCACGCUUCCUACUGAGGGCGACGCCGAGUGGAGCAUUUCCACCGGAGAAAGCCGAAGUGUUGUGGUAGAAAGGACCGCCGAAACAAACAGCGUGAAAGUUAGGGUUUCGGGGCUGGUGGAGAUGAACAUUAGGGUUCGGCCCAUCGGGAAAGAGGAGGAUAGAGUGCACAACUAUCAGAUCCCGAACGGCGACGUUUUCGCCCACCUCGAGACUCAGUUCAAGUUCGACAACUUGUCGGAGAAGGUGGAGGGAGUUUUGGGCAAGACCUACCGUCCUGACUACGUCAGCCCGGCGAAGAUCGGCGUGCCAAUGCCGGUUCUAGGAGGAGAGAACAAGUACAAAACGCCGUCGCUUAUGUCACCUCUUUGCAAGGUUUGCAGGUUCCAACCUACCUCAGUAAUCGCCUCAGUAACUGCCUCAGCCUAAACGAGAAGAACAACAACAACAACCAGAUCGAGAGGCUACUAUUUAAUUAAUGCAUAUGCAUAAUAUUUCUUUUGUGUUCUUAUUGAAGAGGGUAAAAUUAUUUUCCUUCCCGCAAAAAUAAAACCUACCCAUUAUAUGGUUGAUGGGGGAAAAUUCAUAAUUUAAAUUAUUCAAGUGCUUGAGUAUAAUACAAAGCACAUUUAUUAUAAGUUGAUUUGUGUUUGUAUGAAUAAAUUGUUACUAUAAGUUAUCAAGUUGUAUUUGUACUAUUGGUUAUUUGUGAUUUGUUAAUACGGCUAAUUUUGUGAUUGUAUUAUUAACCAGUUUGUAUAAUUCAAGGAUUGACAUGUAAUACGAGGACAAUUAAAGAGAGAAUACGAAUUAUUUCCAUAGAAACUGUGUUCACGAGAUGGCAUUAAUUCAGAUGAAUAUAAUGCGUCCAAGGAAUUGAAACAUUGCUUUGAUAAAUUGGAGAGCUGAUUAAUGAAGGUCAACGCCUGGAUCCGAUCAUAGCAUUUCGAUUAUUGAACCGGCCGGCCAUACCUGGAAACUAGAGAUGCACAUCUAAAGAAGAACCUAACGUGACGCUGAAGAAAUUGAAUGCAUGGAUUUGAGUAACAAAGCCAGCUAGGCUGCAUGUGGCCGGGUUCCCCUCGCAGAUAGCGCUGACUUUCUGAUUAAGUAACAGCUCGUUCGUCGCCACGUCCAAUAAUAAUAUUCCUACAUAUAUAUACUGACCGCCCAAUGCAAAAGUCUACUACAAACCUCCCAAUGAUUGUUAAAAUGGUAAACUUCAACUACCAAAAGAAAGAGUCUAAGGGCUCGUUUGGAAGUUGCGAUAGUCUUGUUGAGAUUGUCAUUUGUUUACAAUGUAUCAUUUUUUUUGUUUUUUUUAGCAGAAACAAUACAUGGAUUGUUUCUAUGAUGUGACAGAAACUAUCACUCAUUUUGAGUGAUUGUUAUAUCUCAACUUUUAGUUGUGAUUGUUGAGAUAGUUGAGUUGAGAUUGUUUUGUCUCAGCUUUUAGCUGAUGCGACAUACACAAUCACACAUACCAAACGUUGUAUUCUACAAUGCAUCAAAUUCGACAAUACAUGUAGGGAUCGUUUGGAUUAGAGAUUUUGAUAACGAGGGAUUUUAAUUAAAAUCUCUCGUUUAAAAUACAUGGAAAUUUGUAUGUGGGAUUUGAUCAAAAUAACUUGUUUGGAUUGAAACGCAGAAUUUUAAACUUAAAACUCAAUUUACAAUAUUAUCCUUUGUCUUCUUCGUUUGUUCGUUGUUCAUAUUCUACCUCAUUCACUCAAUCAAACAAAUUACAGACUAGAGCAAUGGUUCCUUCUUCUACACCUACUAUUCGCAGCAACCAUCUGUUCUUCCCCUACUUCUAGAAUAACUAAUCACAACAAAGGAUGCUUUUCUUUUAUGCUUCCAUCACAAUCUCAAAAUCUCAUAACUGUGUGCAGAUUAAAGAAAGAAGAUAAAAGCCCCAGAAUCAAAGAUAAAUAAAAACCCCAAAAUCACAAACCCAAAAUCUCACUCCCUUCCAAUUCCAACCGAUUGGGUUUGCAGAACAAAGAAAGAAUUGUUAGUCAAUUGGAACCCAAAUUGGGUAAUUCCCUCUUCUCUCUCCCAUCUGACCCCCUCCUCGUCCCCAAUAAUCCAUCUGAACCUGCCAAUUUCCCAACUUCUUCUCGAUUCUUAACCAUGCAUAUGCGAACAACAUAUUGGAGUCGGCGUGGCAGGUGUCCCCGGCGCGACCAGUGAACCCAGAACCAAGGGAGAGCUUCUCCGCCAUAGAGAAGUUGUCGAUGGGUUGUUAUUAGGGUUCAUGUACGGCGGUGAAGGCGACCGGGGAGGAAACGAUUAAGCGUAAUAGAUUGAAUCCAGAUUC